AUGUCGCUCCCUACUCAGCCACCGCCUCUCGAGGGGUUUCACGUAUUCGAUAGUACUCUCCACGGGGCUGCCUUUGUUGUCAUACUUGCUCUCACCCCAAUCACCCUCUUGGCCACUGGCCUUCGCUUUGCUGCAUCCCGUAUUUCCAAUGGCGUCGGCAAGGAAGACUGGUUGGCCUUGGCGGCGCUGAUCUUCUACCUCGCCUGGGCUCUUCCUUGUAUACAUGUGCUCUUGGUGAUCAACGGGCGCGACCAGAUGAAAGUCCCGCUUGCCGAUCUUGGUGAAGCUCUCAAAACAAUAUGGGCUCUUGGGCCCUUCUUCGCUCCAAACCAGCUUUGCGCCAAGCUCAGUAUCCUGUCCCUCUACCAGAGGCUCUUUGGUAUCAACAAGACAUAUGUCAAGAUCAUCACGGGCAUCGCCGUCGUCCAACUCCUCUGGGCUGUCGAGACCAUUAUUAUCGUUCUGCUUCAGUGCAACCCCGUCCCCAAGUAUUGGAACCCCCUCAUGCCCGACGGCUAUUGUAUCAACGUCGGCGCAUGGACUUCGGCAAACGAGUCUGUCAACUCGGCGAUAGACUUUGGCAUGGCGGCCCUCGCAGUCAUUAUGCUGCGACAUCUCCAAACGACUCGGUACACUAAGUGGAGGCUUGCAGUGGUGUUCAUCAUGGGUGGCUUCGCCGGAAUCAUUGGCUUCAUCAAGAUCGCCCUGUCCUUCAACGCCAACGUCCAUGAUCAAAUCCAGCUGGGUCUCUGGGCCACCAUCCAGAUGGCCUGCAGCGUUUGGUGCUGCUGCGCAAUUGCAUAUGGCCCACUGCUCAAAAAGUACCGCGUCAUGGGAACCCUGACGUCGUGGUACGGCAGCAACAGGUCUCGGUCUCGGCCAACACAGGCGUCGAUGCCUUCGGAGCAAAACACGCGCGGCGGCUACAUUGACUUGGAAGACAGCGGCCGGCAGAAGGUUCAUGUCAAUGAAUCUCAUGGCGGGGCUUUAUAUAAUUCAGAGUCACACAUGCUUCGCGACGUGCGGAACGAGAGGGAGUAG
This is a messenger RNA of Clonostachys byssicola, 1041 nucleotides long. The record is from the annotation of a GenBank genome assembly. NCBI's taxonomy places the organism in Eukaryota, Fungi, Ascomycota, Sordariomycetes, Hypocreales, Bionectriaceae.